CCUCUCACUUAACCCUAGGAACCAGUAAUCUGACUGAUAAAAAGGAACCAAAGCCAUUUUUGAGGAACAGUCAAACACGGAAGUCGAUCGACCAAUACGAGUGUACUAGGCAUUCUGGGGACGGAGGAAAACUUGUCUUGGAUAAGUUGUGAGGCAUCUAUAGCAAAGGUCCUCCAUAAUAUUCUGCUCUCCACGCGUGCUGAUCAGGUUUUGAAGGAGAAUUGUUGUGGUAAGAAGGAAACGCUGGGAUAUUGUGAGAGGGCCAAAACGAUCGUCAACCACCAUCAGGAUUCAGCAAGGAGGGUGGUACAAGCAAGUUGAGAAAGGGAAAGAGAGAAGAGAUCGAGGGAGAAGGCAGCAUGGUGGCAGUUGUUAUUGGAGGUGCAGCAGCCGGUACCUGGUCUCCUCUGUCUGUUGUGGGAUACCAUUCUUGUGGUGGCAGUGGCGCUAGCUGCGGCGGCGGAUCCGUGGCAAAGGGGGAGCUGCGCACUGUCGGUGCGGGGACGUUCUGGAAUUGGAAGGAGAGAAGGUUGCACGGCAGUGGUUCUGCGAGGAGACGAUCGAGGUGCCGUUGCAGCUCUGCUUCAGAGUGGGACUGGAACGCGUGGAACCGCCAUUUCUCUGAAAUUGACCAAACGGAGAGCUACUCCUCCCUUCUCAAGUUUCAACUUGAGGAUGCCAUCGAGAAGGAGGACUUUCAGGAAGCUGCAAAACUGAAAAAGGCAAUUGCUGAAGCGCAAUCAAAGGAUACUGUUUCCGAAAUCAUGUCUCAAUUGAAGAAAGCUGUAGAUGAAGAACGGUACCAUGAUGCUGCCAAAAUUUCUAAUCUCACCGGCAGUGGGCUGUUAGGUUGGUGGUUUGGUUUAUCGAAGGAUCCUGAUGAUCCGUUUGGCAGAAUUGUGCAAAUAACCCCUGCUUUAGGGAGAUUUUUGGCGAGGAGCUACAAUCCAAGACAAUUACUGUCGGGAUCUCCUGGCAGACCACUGUUUGAAAUAUUUGUCAUCAAAGAUGCCGAGCAGAGAUACAUCAAGCAGGUGGUAGUCUUGCAGCAGGCAUGUAAAGGAAAUAUGGCCAGCUCUGUGGUUCCAACACCAAAAGCACUUGAUGGUGCAUCAGUAUCCGAUUCUCAAAAGUUACCCAAAGAAGAUACACUACUGAAUGAAUAUGGUGCUGAAAAAAGUGAAGAGAAGAAAGUAAACACUGUAGAUAUCACAGAAGAAGCACUAAGUAAUGUUAUUGAGUUCCUCAAGGAUCGUAUACCAGAUUUAAAAGUAAAAGUUAUGAAAGUCAGCGUACCAGAUGAAGUCAAGGACGACGGCAACUUUCUUGAACAGCUAAUGGAAGAUGAUGUUGAGACUACCAUUGAAGCUGAAAUUUCUGAAGAUGAGACUGAGAAUUUAGAUGAUAUCCAGAAUGAAAGUGUGUCUGAUGGAAGUGAUACGGAUGCAGAAGAAGAUGGGGAGGAUAUUAAUGUGAAGCUUGUUAUUGGUGGGGUUCUUCAGAACCAGAAAGAAGAAUCUGGUUCUAAGGCUCCUGUACGAGUUCCAGCAAACAUUGAAAAUAUGGAGAAGGAUUCCUUCUUAUUAAAUAUUUCUGGGAAUACCACGGAUAAUGGUGUGACUGCACCACCUAAACUUAAAGUUGCUGCUGUUGCAGCUCAGGCAGCUUCAGACCUUAUGCCUGUUGAUGUUGCCAAGGCACUUUGGGGUGGGGGUAAAGCUCCUCUAAAGGUGUCUAAGGGCCUCAAAGAGAUUGUCAAGCUUGCAGUAGCACAGGCUCAGAAAUGGAAUAAACUACCAAGUAGCACUAUUUUUCAACGCUUAGUCCCAAGCAGCGAUAGCUUAGAUCCUUUUGAUGGACUAUAUAUUGGAGCUUUCGGUCCAUAUGGUUCUGAGGUGGUGCAAUUGAAGCGUAAAUAUGGCCACUGGCACAGUACUGGAGAACUUGAGAACGGUUCCAGCGUAGAAUUUUUUGAGUAUGUUGAAGCUGUAAAGCUUACCGGUGAUCUCAAUGUUCCUGCUGGCCAGGUCACUUUUCGUGCUAAGAUUGGGAAAGGAAACCGUCUACCAAACCAAGGGAAUUAUCCAGAGGAAAUUGGGGUGGUUGCAAGAUACAGAGGGCAGGGAAGAAUAGCAGAGCCUGGGUUCAAGAAUCCUCAAUGGGUUGACGGUGAACUACUAUUACUUAGUGGCAAGGGAAUGGGACAUCUGAGAGGUGCAAAACUUGGUUUUCUCUAUGUUGUUCCAGAGCAGAGCUUCCUGGUUCUGUUUGACCAGUUAAAACUGCCAGAAUAACUACAACUUGGAAAAAAAGAAAGCUUUUCGGGCUAUACAUGGGAUACCUUUUAUGGUGAAACUGAAGAUGCUUUUAAGCUUUUCCAGGCCAGAAAAAUUGCAAUUACCACAAUGACCAGGUUCAAGCUGUGAGCAGCUCCUGCUUAUAUCAAGGAAUACUUUGUGGCCGUGGCAAUGGGAAACAUCAAGCUCACUGCUCAGCCUUGUGACAAUCCUGAAUACGUAGCCCCACUGUACGUGUGGCUGUUCACAUCUGUAGGGUGUGACCUAAAGAGCUUUGGUCUCUCGAAAGGCAGGAUCACGAGAUAUGGUGGUUCCGUUUUGUUAAAUACUACUCUUCAGAUGAGAAAAGUUGAAAAAUUCUUUCCCAUUA
This is a messenger RNA of Nymphaea colorata (pocket water lily), 2667 nucleotides long. Its product is annotated as protein EXECUTER 2, chloroplastic. Gene Ontology annotation, cellular component: thylakoid membrane. Gene Ontology annotation, biological process: response to singlet oxygen; singlet oxygen-mediated programmed cell death. Bases 360 to 2294 code for a protein of 644 amino acids. The transcript has 11 exons. NCBI's taxonomy places the organism in Eukaryota, Viridiplantae, Streptophyta, Magnoliopsida, Nymphaeales, Nymphaeaceae. The record is from RefSeq and is a predicted model, not a curated record.